AUGUUGCCUCCAGAAAUCUUGGAUCUGAUUCUUCCGCAGUCUUACUUUUCGUUUGAGUUUCUCAGUUGCUUGGCUGCGUGCUCCCGCGAAUUCUUCAACAAGGUAGCAGAUGAAAGCAGCUGGGAACAGUUAGACAUUGACUUGAACGUUCCCGAAUUCAAGCACGAUCUGGUACUUUUGCGACGCAUGUCCAGAUUGUGGACCGUCGCUCACACGGUUCGAAUGACGCAGUCGCAACUAGCUUUCUGUGGUCCACCGUCAUUGAGCAACCUUCUUAUUCAUUGGGAAGCUGAGCGAAUUCCUUUCUGGGGACAGCGAUCCUGCGGGUACAUAUCAACGCAGACAUUGCUUGGCUGCGCAACGUUUCACAUUGUGGUUCCAGAAGAAGCACGCACCAUCACCUUCGGUGUGAAAAGUCCAACUGGGCGACGUAGGCUCUACCUUGACAUCAAGGAGGCGUUCACUGAGCGAAUGUGCAUUGUCUUUGGAGUGUCUGGCGCAUCCCAAGACCUCCGACCUAGGGUUUUUCCGAAGAAAGUUCUUCUCCCCGAGAUCUGCAAUGAGGUCAUGAUGAUCUGGAACUCACGUUCCUUCGGCUUGAAGAUCAACGGAUAUUGCUUCGGCCCCAUUCAAGUGCGGCCAGAUCUUCCCAGCGGACCAGACUCGCAGGGUCUUCCUUAUGUGUGGGUGACAAACUCGGCGCGGAUGCAGAAACGGCCUGAACUCGAAAUUUAUACGUCGGACACCCCGGUUUUGCCCAAUGCUAGGACAGUCUCUUCCCUUCGAAAUGGUGCUUUCCUUGCACUCAUAUUUCUUUGCACACGUAGCCGGUCCACAUUCGCAUCGCUCACAGCCGGCGAAGCUUUCCAUAAGAAGUGGCGCCAGAGCUCUGCGCCGUGCCAGGGAAGCAGCCUCCGCAUUGAUCUGACAGGGAGCGCUCCUCUCUGUAAUCUUGAUGUCACCUUCGAAAGUUUUGCGGCCAGCCCUCGACUAGAUGUAUCUUUCGUGUACUUGCAGCGGUGCCAUCCUCAUCCACGCGACGAGGGAGUAGUGUUCUUUCCUGACACGCACGUCUACCUGAUUGACGGCCAUCCAUCCUUGUCAUCCGUAACUGCAGUGAUACACAGCUACUCGAACCCAUUCCAAGCAGAUGAUGUGAUUCGCCGCAUGAUGGCAGGCCCCAACUGGCCAAGAGCUGAGUACUCGCGAUACGAAGCUGGGCAGCUGCUGCCACUGACAUCUUCGCAGAUCAAAGCAAAGUGGAAGCAGAACGCAGAGGAAGCCGGCUCACCUGAGCAUCGCUCUGCUGCUUGCACGCAGCUUGACUUCAAUGCCCCGCUGCACGCGCGGAAACCGCACUCGCCAGCAGAUUAUAUGGGUGGAGCAUCCCAAGAGGAUGGAGCUGUCGGCUCCGGAAGCCUGCAAGAGAUGGUGGUGCAGCUUGCAGAAGGUGAAGAUCAGGCUCCUGCAGCUCUUGCAGAGGCGUCGCAGAGCAGUUUCGCCGCUCGCGUCGAUGCUGAAUUGGCAGAGGAGAUGGAGAAGGUGGCGGAGGCCAGCUGCGAGCCGAAAGAAGAGCAGCCCGAGGAGGCCAUGGCGGGGUCUGACCUUGAAGGAUGUCUUGAAUUGGAAGAUGCCACCUGGGCAGCGUUACGCAAGCGCCGGCUUCUGCCUGGCGCUCCUACAUCUGACAAAGACUUUGAAGUACACUUCGGGAAUUUGUUGCGAACAAAUGCGGACUUUCAGUCCAGCUGUUUGAGAGAAGUGUUCGAUGAGUCGGGUGCUAUUCGGAACAUGGUUGCCCGACACAAGUGCCACGUGUCAGAAAAUUUCCCCCAUCAGUCUGACCGCGUGACCCGACUCAUGACGGCAGUGCUGGCUGUGUUGACGCUGCGAACAGUGGAUGUAUUUAUGCGUGAGCACGCCGUUGUCCUGUGGAUAAUUGAAGGCGAAUCUCACAUGCGGUUCCACGAGGGGGAUUGCUACAUUCUUCAUCCCAGUAAUGCUUUCCAGCAAUACAAGGGAAUGCCUCUGGACUGCAGUCGUGUCCACAGUUUUCUGAUGCACCUUGAAGGCAUCUUCCGCAGACUGCCUGCGAACACCGAGCGCAACGACUCGGCUGUGCUCACUGCCGUCGCAGAGCUUCUACAAUCAGAUGGCAGUGACCGUGUCUUCCUGGACUUUUGCCGGAAUGCCUGCGUGUGUAACCGCGGCGACUCUUUACUGAAGACAAGAAGAGCACAGGACGGCGAUGAAGUUCCUGCGUGGGAAGUCGAGACACAAAACUGGCACAUUUAUGUGGCGCGGACAGUGAUGCAGUUGAAGAAAAGCAUCAUCCGAGAGCUUGCCGACGAGAAGCUUGUCAGCUACAUGAUCGAAUGGUGCGACAGCCCGAUGAAACGCCAAGCCGGUUGCUGUUACGACGAUUGCUGCGUCAUCUAUCCCGAUGCUGGCAAAGCCACGCAGGUACCUCGCGCUGAUGCCCAGAACAUCUACGUCCGAAUACCACAUCAAUUGCAUGGCGCAUGUCCGGAUCACGUGAUGGAUCGCGUCACCAAGUUCUACCGCCAAACCUUUUGGACAAACAUCGACGCCUUCAAAUGCUGUCAAGCUGCACAAGCUCUGGCAAAAAGAGGCUUAAACGUGGUGCGAAUCUUCAUAGGCCUGUCGUCCGGCGGUGUUGGCCAAUCCUUAUAUUCGGCGCAUUUGGAGGCGAUGUACGGACACAACUUUGCGUACUUCGACCCCAACAUUUGGUACAAUGAGGACGAGAUGCGUAAACAGGUAGAACAGCUGAAUGGCUGUUUCAUCCUUACAGGCCAAGAGACGCCAGGCACGAAUCGAAGACUUCGCGAAGACCUGUAUAAAAAAUUCAUGUCGGGCGAAGGCAUUUCUGGACGGAAGCCGUAUGGCUUGCGCACACGCAUGAUAAGAUGUAUAGCUUGGAAGAGGCUGGAGGCGAAUCGCAUCUUCAGUAUUGCCAACGUCACCAAGAAGGAGUUCAACUCGAUCAUGCGUCGGGCUUUUGUGUUCCGGAUGAUGGCUCGCUUUGAAGACCCCGUGGCAGUUCAAGGAGCUUAUCCAGAUAUUGGCAAAGACGGCAUCUUCACCAAGGAUCAAGAGCUGAGAGACUUCCUGACGUCUGGGCCUGCGAUUCUAGCAGCACUGCAGCUUCAACACGCCUUUGAAUGUCAACACAAUCAAGAGGACUGUGUGCAAAUGAUCGAAAACUACGUUCAAUGGGGCGGUGACCGAGGCCUCACUGAGACUGUAAUGCGUGAAGCCUGCGGAAUGCCUCGCCGAGAUCUUCGCAACCAUGUGAACCGGGCCCAGACAAUUAUCAACGUUGACGACGACCCUCUGGACACAGGUGGUGAUGGCUCAGCCUUUGAGUGGGUGGCCAUGCAGAACUUCCUUGUGAAUCAUAUGUUGAGCUUGAUCCGUGUAGACAUCACGAAGCCCAUGCUGCAGCGCCUUCGAUUCCCUAGUGGCCCGAACAUGAACAAGGAGGAACUUAUAAAGGCUCUUCUCUUGAACGAUGUGAUAGAUGCGGCAGUGCCCAGAGGCAAGACUUCGGAAGUGUACAAACCCAAAAUUAAGUGCGACAACAUGGAAAACGUGCUGGACCACAAGAACACUUCUGGCGUUAGCCAGGUCUUCCCGGAACUAUAUCAUGUGAAGUUGAUGCAAGAAUACGUUUUCGGCUGCGCAGCGAGACGGGAGAAUGCAUUUAUCCUGGCUGCGUUUUACGAUAACGUGCAGGUGAAGAGCGAUAAAAAGGGUCGCCCUUCCAAGACUGUACUGGCGCAGGCAGAGCAGGCCAUGGAGCUCAAGAAAACCGGCACGAAGAUUUCUGCACAAGAGGAUCUGUUUGAUGAAGUGCUUGCAGAAUUGACGCAGUCGUCGCAGCAGAUCAAGAGACGGCGGACUGGAAAAUCCAGGACCAUCAAAGAUGAAAUUGAAUCGAAAGAAGGACUACCAGAACAAGUUCAUGUGCAGCGCAGCUAUCACUAUUCUGAAGCGGUGGCCUGCCGAGCCCGCAAGGUCGUUACUGGCCUGGGCGCGCAGAGAUUCAGCGCGCGUGCGCAAAUGCACUUGACUGCUGGUACUGUCGAUCUGGAUGUUGUCGAAACACUGCGGCAAUGUGCAGAAAAGCGCGAGACGAUCUGCCGUGACACGUUGCAUCUGUCAGAGGACAGUGGCAAGCAACUGCUCAUCAAGGUGUUCUACGGUGGCGCGAUACCCGCUGACCUUGAGAACGGCAAACAGUUUCUGAUCCAGCUCGAGCGAGCCUCCAUUUAUUUCCGGUGGAUGGCGAUUUCGUUGUUACCAGAUGUUUUCGCAACGUUUAACAAGCCAGAUAGCGAAAAGAAAAAUCCGGAUGCUUCAGUGUUGUCAUACCUGUAUUGCAUCGCGGAGGACCGAAUUCUGUCAGCUUGGUCCGACUUCCUGAUGGAGCUGAAGCCCACCCAUCUCUCGCUUCACUAUGACGGAGUACGAGUGUCCAAGCCGCGAGAUAAAUCGGUCGAUAGCUUGUGUUGUCACGCGCAAGAGCGCAUCAAGAGAACAACCGGCUUUGAUGUGAAGAUACGGGAGAAGCAACAUUUAACGAUUCUACAGGAUCUGCGUUUGAACGCAAGCAGCGUGCGCGAGACCAGUCGUGUUGCCAAGACAUCUAACCUUUGCCAAGCAGGCAAUUGCAUCCCUGCUGCUGUGGCUCUGCUGCUCGACAACGUCGCCCAAAUUGAAGAGCUAGUUUCCUCGGACAGCAGACGGGAGGGCUGUCGGUCAUACGCCGACUGUGAGAAGCUGCUAAAAAUCCACUUUGCGCCCAUGCCAGCUGCAGACCUGUCGUGCCUGGAGACGGGUGAUUACGUGCUUCACCUGGAGCAUCAGGGCAAGCCUCACUGUGUUGCCAUGUCGGUCACUGUUCCCGGUCGAGUGGUUGUGCAAGAUGUUCCGCAAACCUUUGAGCUGGAGGUUUCCACGCUGAAAACCAUCAUGACACGUGCUGUCGAUCGCUGUGUGUCAAUGGUGUUCAGACUACACACGCGUGGCGAGGCGAAUUUGCAACAUGACCUUUGGAGCGAGGCCGCCCUUCAGACGUUGCUUACUUUGCAGGCAGGUGGGGUCAAUGAAAUCGUUGUUGAGGAGAGCAGCGAGGCAUUGCAACUGCUAUUGGACGUGGAAGCUGGCUCAAGCGCCAGUCUUUGCGACCCAAUUGAGGUGAUGUCUGAGGACGAAGGCCCAGAAAGCAUCAUCAGCAGUGCUUCUGAGACAGAGGCAGCUCUUCAUGGGUGCUGGCUAGACGAACAAGCGCAGGUGCUCACAGACCGGCAACUGCUCGAGAGCAUGAAGCAAGAGAUAGAAGAGUUUUUGGCUGCUGGAGCCAGUCCCCAUGUCGAGCAGACCAAGCAUGGACUGAGGUGUCCAUUCUGUCCAUGGCGGUGCUUUAUUCGACCCCAAAAAGUUCUCCAUCAUGUUCGCCGGCACCAUCGUAGCCAGAGGCAGUACUGCUGCUCUGGCACAAAGCAGCUGAAACUGAUUCUGGCGCUGCAUGACGCAGAUAUGAUCGCCGGCGUCCACAAGCAAGAUUAUCUUCGGGCUAGCGCCAACCAUCUACGGCAGAGGCUGGUCUGCAACAAGAUGCACGUGAAGCGACGGACUCGAGCAUCAUGUUUCACGGACCUAAGGCAAGUGAAGCCGGCUCUGUCGCACAAGCGCAAUUCAAUCGACAAGCACUUGCGGCUCUUCUUUGCUGCCUCAGGAUAUGCUACACUGCACUUGGUAACUGGCAAAUUCACGUAG
Molecule: messenger RNA, 5805 nt
Organism: Symbiodinium natans
Lineage: Eukaryota; Dinophyceae; Suessiales; Symbiodiniaceae
Source: the annotation of a GenBank genome assembly